This is a messenger RNA of Chaetura pelagica (chimney swift), 396 nucleotides long. RefSeq names its product chromosome unknown open reading frame, human C8orf46 (gene VXN). The transcript has 4 exons. Bases 1 to 396 code for a protein of 131 amino acids. Gene Ontology annotation, biological process: neurogenesis; neuron differentiation. The record is from RefSeq and is a predicted model, not a curated record. Lineage: Eukaryota; Metazoa; Chordata; Aves; Apodiformes; Apodidae.
AUGCACCAGAUUUACAGCUGCGGCGACGAAAACCUCGAAGUUUUCACCACCGUGAUUUCCUCCAAAACAUGUAGUCCUGCCCGAAGACGAGCCAAAAGCACACAGCACAUCCUGACAAAGACUCUCCCACCACCCCCAGCUGCCCAUGUCACCGCGAAGGCAGCAGCUGUCACAGACCCUCCUGCAGGCGGGGGCUCUGCUACAGACAAUCACAGGCAGCGCUGGAGGAAGACGGCAGAGUACGACCUGGCCCUGCCACCAGGAGCAGAAGCUUCCCUACCUCUGACAGGAGGCAACCUGUACGGGACACCCAGCCUCCUGAGGAAGAUGUGGAUGAAGAACAAGAAGAAGUCAGAGUACCUGGGGGCAACAAACAGUGCCUUUGAGGCAGACUGA